UCUUCCUUCGAUCAUGGGCACGGCAGCAGCGGCUGAGCCGACGCGCCGCCUUCUCCUGAUCCUCCCGGUAUUCCUAUUCCUCUGCUCGCCGCCGCACGCCGCCUCCGUGAUGCCGUCCUACAUCGUGUACCUGGGCGGCCACUCCGGCCAUGCACGCGGCGUCUCGACGGAGGAGGCGUCCAUGAUGGCCACGGAGUCGCACUACGACCUCCUCGGCUCCGUCCUAGGAGACAGGGAGAAGGCGCGCGACGCCAUCUUCUACUCCUACACCAAGAACAUCAACGGCUUCGCCGCCACCCUCGAGCCCCACGUUGCCGCAGCCAUCGCCAAGCAACCUGGCGUGGUGUCGGUGUUCCCCAACGGCGGGCGCAGGAUGCACACGACGAGGUCGUGGGAGUUCAUGGGGAUCGAGAUGGGCGGCCAGAUCCCGCCGUGGUCGGCAUGGGAGACGGCCAGGUACGGCGAGGACACCAUCAUCGCCAACCUCGACUCAGGUGUGUGGCCGGAGUCGCUGAGCUUCAACGACGGCGAGAUGGGCCCGAUCCCGGACGACUGGAAGGGGAUCUGCCAGAACGAGCACGACCCAAAGUUCAAAUGCAACAGCAAGCUCAUCGGCGCGCGCUACUUCAACAAGGGCUACGCCGCGGCGGCCGGGGUCCCUCCGGUCGCCCCGAGCCUCAACACGCCGCGGGACGACGUGGGCCACGGGUCCCACACGCUGUCGACCGCCGGCGGGUCCGCCGUGAACGGCGCCAACGCCUUCGGCUACGGCAACGGCACGGCCAGGGGCGGCUCCCCCCGGGCCCGCGUGGCGGCGUACCGCGUGUGCUUCGAGCCGGCCGUGGACGACACGGAGUGCUUCGACGCCGACAUCCUGGCGGCGUUCGAGGCCGCCAUCGCCGACGGGGUCCACGUCAUCACGGCGUCCGUGGGCGGUGACCCGCAGGACUUCCGUGACGACGCCGUCGCCCUGGGGUCCUUGCACGCCGUCAAGGCCGGGAUCACCGUGGCUUGCUCGGCGAGCAACUCGGGACCUGACCCGGGGACUGUCACGAACCUGGCACCCUGGGUGAUCACCGUGGCCGCGAGCACUACGGACAGGGAUUUCCCGGCUUACGUCGUGUUUAACCGUACCAGGGUGCCCGGGCAGAGCUUGUCGCAGGCGUGGCUCCGCGGGAAGGCGUUUUACCCCUUGGUCGCCAGCACCGACGUCGUCGCCAACGGCAGCACCGCCGACGACGCUCAGGUGUGCGCGCUGGGGUCGCUGGACGCGGCGAAAGUGAAGGGGAAGAUCGUGGUGUGCAUUAGAGGAGCCAACCGGAGGGUGGAGAAGGGCGAGACGGUGCGGCGGGCGGGGGGCGCCGGGAUGGUGCUCGUCAACGACGAGGUCGGCGGGACCACCGUCAUCGCCGACCCGCACGUGCUCCCGGCACUGCACAUCACCUACGCCGACGGGCUCCAGCUCUUGGCCUACAUCAAAUCCACCUCGGCUCCGUCGGGUUUCAUCUCGAAGGCGAGGACGAAGACGGGCACGAAGCCGGCGCCGGUCAUGGCCGCUUUCUCUUCUCAGGGGCCCAACGUCCUCCAACCGGAGAUCCUAAAGCCGGACGUGACGGCGCCGGGGGUGGACAUCAUCGCGGCGUGGAGCGGCAUGGCGGCGCCGUCGGACCGGCCCUGGGACCAGCGGCGCGUGGCAUUCAGCAUCCAAUCCGGCACGUCCAUGUCGUGCCCGCACAUCGCGGGCAUCGCGGGGCUGGUGAAGACGCUCCACCCGGACUGGAGCCCGAGCGCGAUCAAGUCGGCCAUCAUGACCACGGCCACGGCCACGGACAUGGACCGGCGGCCGAUCCUGAACCCGUUCAGGGCGCCCUCCACGCCCUUCGGCUACGGCGCCGGCCACGUGUUCCCGCAGCGGGCGCUGGACCCGGGCCUCGUCUACGACGCCUCCACGGAGGACUACCUCGACUUCCUCUGCGCGCUGGGGUUCAACGCCACGUCCGUCGCAACGUUCAACCACGAGAAGCCGUACCAGUGCCCGGCCGUGGCCGUGAGCUUGCAGGAUCUGAAUUACCCGUCCAUUGCCGUGCCCGAUCUCGCCGCGCCCACGACGGUCCGGCGCAGGGUCAAGAACGUCGGCCCGGCGCAGCGGGGAGUUUAUACGGCGGCCGUCGUCAGGGAGCCCGAGGGGGUGCGGGUGACCGUGGACCCGCCGACGCUGGAGUUCGUGGCCGUGGGCGAGGAGAAGGAGUUCCGGGUGAGCUUCGCGGUGAAAGUCCCCGCCGUGCCCGUGCCAGAGGGAGCUGGGGGUUAUGCGUUCGGGGCCGUUGUUUGGUCUGAUGGGGCAGGGAAUCACCUGGUGCGGAGCCCGCUGGUCGUCAAGAGGCACGUGUGAAGGAUGUCGUCCGGGUUUAUGAGACAAGUUUGGGACGAGUUUUUGGCUUCAGAAGAUGUUAGGUUUAAAUUAGGGAGUGGUCAGGUAGUUUUCGGCUUAGAUUAAGGGAAUUAGAGGUGUUGGUGGGUUUGGUCCUUAGGACAUAGUGUGUGUGACACUUGGGUAACCAUGGUUUCGAUUGAAUAAUGAGGAGCUUGGCAGGGGAUUGCGUCGGUGGUUCGAGCAGCAGAUUAGAUUGCAUUGUGUGUUCUGUCACAUGUGGACGAAAUGAACCCAACCGGAUGGAUAAUCGAGAUGGAACUGAGGUUUUGCUAAA
Messenger RNA from Brachypodium distachyon (stiff brome), 2708 nucleotides. RefSeq names its product subtilisin-like protease SBT5.3. The coding region runs from base 14 to 2392 and encodes 792 amino acids. Gene Ontology annotation, molecular function: serine-type endopeptidase activity. The transcript is spliced from 7 exons. NCBI's taxonomy places the organism in Eukaryota, Viridiplantae, Streptophyta, Magnoliopsida, Poales, Poaceae. The record is from RefSeq and is a predicted model, not a curated record. Gene Ontology annotation, biological process: proteolysis.